This is a messenger RNA of Caenorhabditis sp. 36 PRJEB53466, 1215 nucleotides long. The record is from the annotation of a GenBank genome assembly. NCBI's taxonomy places the organism in Eukaryota, Metazoa, Nematoda, Chromadorea, Rhabditida, Rhabditidae.
AUGGCUCAACAAGUUGGCGACGGAUUCGGUCAUUUGGGAGAAUUGGAGGACAACCACUACGCAUUCGUGCAAGACGGAAGGUUGACUCUGGUCGGACGCAAAUGUGAGUUUAUCAGCGACUACGUAUAUCAAUGAUUACUAUUUGAACUUUCAGAUGUCGAGCAGUCGACUCACAACUGGGGACACCGUGUUGCUUUCGCCGGUACUUACGUGCUCACUUUCGACAAGGAGAGACAUAACUGGGAGCGUCAUGACGUGGGUUUCCGUUGUUAUGGAGGUUUACAUGAUUAUUUUCAGUUCGCUCAACUCGUUGGCGAUGAGAACGCGGAGGAGACUCUGUUCGUCCGCGAAGACAAACUCUACUUGCUCAUCUUCGCCAACUUCGGAUCUGUUCAUUUCAAGAGCCUGUUCAGAUGGGAGAACAACCAAUUCGUCGAGCUCAGUCUCACGGUAUCCACCGUUUAGAAGUAUUUUGUGCAAUGCUUUAAUUUAUUUAGGCUCCGUCUGUGAAGUCGCUUGAAGAGCAGCAUCGUACUCAAGUGAUUGCUGCCGGUGGCGUCACCAACAAGGGAGAGACUAUUCUUGUUGUGACCGAGGACAGCGCAGCCAUUCCUAUUUACUCGCUGACUUUCGAUGGAAACAAAGCUCUUAUUGAGCUCAAAUCGAAUAUCCCGGAAGACUCAAACCCAUUGGUGAGUUAACAAUUUGAAAAUGUUUUUUUCUCAAUACUGUAUUGCAGAGAGGACAGACUGUUCUUGCCGACGUUCUCGGCAACAAGGUUCUGAUCAGCUACGGAGUCCACGGCUGCGGAUUCCGUUGGGAGAACAGCAGAGUCUUCAUCUUCGAUCUAGAGACCAAAACUGUCCGCAGCAUCCAAGUGGAGGGCGACUACUCCGAGCUUCCCAAAUAUUGUUUCAGUGGACCGAACGUCUCUGCCGCCAAUCAAAAAUCGUGGAUUGUCGCAGCCGGAACCGUGCAACAAGGUACUUUAACUGACUUUCGGCAAAGUGGACACAAUAUUCAUUUGCAGGAAUGUACGGAAGUUCUCAUUAUGGAGCAGUCUGGGUCCUGAAAGGAGUUUUCGACGAGAACGAGACUCCGACUUGGGUCGAGCAGUCGGAGACUGUGCCUGAGGGAAUUCACGUCCUCGACGGACUGGAUCUCUACACCCUGUCCAAGGAGUCGGUCACCAAGAUCGAAUUGAAGAGCAUUUAA